GUGACGUUCGGUAUGGCAAAAAGUAUAAAAGAAAGUCAAUCUCAUAACGGAGUCAUUUUUCAAAAAGUGAACUGAAUGAAGCGCGGGAUGCAACAAAGCAAAAAGAAUUGCGCGGUGAUGGGUUAUCAAUGUGUUGUAAGGAUGGUAGGAAUAGCGUUUAUUUUGCUAUUACUACCAAAUGUAGCGGGAAGCGAUAGGCGUAUAAGAGAAUGCUUCAGAAGGUCUUUCGAAGAGUACAACGGAGGAACAUUAGCUCCACUUACGAAGACAACACGUAAACCAAAUGAAAAUGAAAAUGAAAAAGAAAAUAUUGUCCCAGCUCCUGCUAACAAUUUAAUUAAUAACGUGAACGAGGUAGCUCGAAAAAAGGCGGCAGUAGCAUACUGCAAGAAUAUCAAUGCAACAAUUGCCGCAGACGGAUCAGCCUGUAUCCUCAUAACACGUCACCUGAACGAAACACACGUGUGCGUUACAAAAGAAAUGAAAAAAAUCAUUGUUAUCAAUACCACCGAAAUUGUCAACAGCAGCCAUAUGGUUACGCUAAGCAUUGUGGGAAACACAGUUGGCUCUCUGUUUCUGUUUGGACUCAUUGCAACAUACUCAUGCUUUAAAGAUUUACAGACCUCAUAUGGGAAAUAUAUAAUCAUGCUUUCAGUGUUGAUAUUAUUCAAAAACAUACAAUAUUCUACAAGCUAUUACGUCUAUACAAACCCUGUAGCCUGCAAAUUAGUAGCAAUAACUUCUCAUUGGUCACUCCUAGCAAUGUUUUCAUGGACAGCAUGCAUGGCCUACGACCUACUACGUACGUUUUCCCGUGUACGUGUCCCAUCACCCGCUAUUCAAAAGCGGCGUUUCAAGCUCAAUACAGUGCUGUGUCUAGGCACAUCAACCGGCCUAUGUUUGAUGUGCCUCGUUUUAGACCUGGCUAGCAACGGUCGCUACAUAGGCUAUGGGGUAACAGGAAUGUGCUUCGUUUCAAAUCCUUGGGCAAAUUUAAUCUGUUUCGUGGUUCCAGUGGGCCUCGCUUUGAUUUUUAACUUCGCGUGCCUUUGUGGAACGAUAUAUUUCAUUGCAAAUGCUAGGAACAGAUCAAAGGCUCUCUUUCCACGUGGUAAAAACAGCAGAGCAAUGCCAGAAGCAAGCUUGACUAUCAUGGCAAUGAAACUCUCACUUGUCCUUGGUCUAUCGUGGGUGAUAGGAUAUAUAGGUGGGAUCCUUCAAAACACAGAACUUCUGUAUAUUUUUCUGUUUUUCGACUCGUUUCACGGAAUGUUUUUGUAUUUUGCAUUCUGUUGUAACGGACGAGUCUGUAGCUUCUAUAAAGAAAAAUUUGUUCACAGCAAGCUGAGGAUUGGCACCCUGUCGACGACAAGGUCUGGAGAAGGGCUAUAUACAAAGGAAACAACUGUCUAGCGAAGGGGUAUUGCAAAUCUUUUCGUUUUCUUAAAACAAAUUGCAUCUCUGAAAAAUUGCGAGGAAUCUCAGACAGUGAAAGACAAAGGGUUGCAACUAUGUGACAGAGAAAGACUGGGCUGAUAAAACUGUUGAAAACAGGCGAAAAGAACCGAGUUGAUUUGUACACAUACACUUCGUUUAUCUCGUUGUUUAGGAGCAUUUUGCAGUAAAUAAAACUGAAAGGUGGCAAAGUGAGAUUGAACUGUAAACUGUGCGAGCAUAACAUGAUCUGAAAGAACUCUUUAGCGCGUCCUUACCGCACCAUUAUGGAACAGAAUCCUUACAGCAAGGUAACAGGUGUCCCAUAAAGGAGAGAACCAUUUUCAAAAGAUGAAAAAUAAACUACACUUCCACCAGUAAAAUGAAAUAGACGACGAAAGACAAGCGUAUACAGAGCAACACUGGAUAGAACGUGCAACGGAAUCGCAAAAGCUCGUGGUUGUUCCAAACAAUCUACUAGCAUUAACAAACAAACAUACCUCGGG
Molecule: messenger RNA, 1940 nt
Organism: Rhopilema esculentum
Lineage: Eukaryota; Metazoa; Cnidaria; Scyphozoa; Rhizostomeae; Rhizostomatidae
Product: adhesion G protein-coupled receptor E2
Biological process (GO): cell surface receptor signaling pathway; G protein-coupled receptor signaling pathway
Cellular component (GO): membrane
Molecular function (GO): G protein-coupled receptor activity
Source: RefSeq, a predicted model, not a curated record